Messenger RNA from Sinocyclocheilus anshuiensis, 2604 nucleotides. RefSeq lists its product as uncharacterized. The transcript has 7 exons. The record is from RefSeq and is a predicted model, not a curated record. The coding region runs from base 620 to 2503 and encodes 627 amino acids. Gene Ontology annotation, molecular function: GTP binding. Lineage: Eukaryota; Metazoa; Chordata; Actinopteri; Cypriniformes; Cyprinidae.
GAAUAUGUUAGGUUUGAGAAUAUAAAGUGGGCUUUCAGAAAUGAGUGAUUCACAGUGUGAAGCGUUCUCAGCGUUACAGACAUCAGCGUGAGUUUCUUCUCUAGUCCUGAUGCAGAGAAUCUCACCGGGCGAGUUGAUUAAAAGUUAACCCUAACUCUUCCUGAAUAAAAACACAUCCGGUUUAAUGUCACAGAUGCUUUUUUUAAAGAGACUUGACGCAUCUGUGAGCUUGAGGUUAGACACUAGAUGUGUUUCUGCUCUCAAAAACUAGAUAAAACUCAACUCAUGGAGUCUCUGGAUGUGAAAGUAAGAAGUUGAGCUUUGUAGAAACAGCAAGCCCUCCUGUCCUGCUGAAAAGCCUGCUCUGCUCUCAGGUUUAGAGGGGUUUUGAGCACUUCUCAGCUGCCCAGGGCCACAAACCUUAACAACUGAACACCAUCGAACCAGUCUAGGCUGGGUGCAGAUUCGUGUGAGCGGCUGAUGCAGGUUUGGUGGGUCUGGGUGCGGCUGCAUCGCUGUGAUUCACACACAAGACGAGAGGUGUGACACGUCUCUGACACGAGAGGACACACACACAGAGACGCUUGCCACUCAGAUCAGCAGAGAGAGACGGACACACAUGGAUUCCUCUGAUCAGGUCGACUCUGGCCGUUCCCGCUCCGAACUGUGUUUGGUUCUGGUGGGCAGCAUCGGCUGUGGGAAGACCAUGACAGCGGACACCCUGCUGGGUCAGAGCUCGGCCCCGGGCCCCUCAGCCUCGUCCCGCGUGACUCAGAUCCGGAGCGGACUGUCGGCGGGCCGGCGGCUGAGCAUCGUGGAGACCCCUCGCUGGUACUGGUGCGGUCAGGAGCUGGAGGCCCACAUCCAGGAGGAGACCCGGCGGUUCCUGGGCUCCAGCGCUCCCGGGCCCUUCGUCCUCCUCAUCCUCAUUCCCAUCGGGGAGUUCACGGAGGUGGAGCGGCGCAUCCCGGAUCAGCUGGAGCGCAUGUUUGGGCCGUCGGUGCUGGCUCACACGCUGGUGCUGCUCACCUGUGGAGAAUACCUGAUGGGCCGCGGUCUGGAGGAGUACCUCGGGAAGGAGGCGGGGCUGCAGGAGGUGGUGAGGAGGUGUCACGGCCGCUGCCACGUGAUCAGUAACCGCAGACCUGACGACAGACAGCAGGUCCUCGCUCUGCUGGAGAAGGUGGAGCAGAUGCUCCAGAGGAACGGAGGAUUUCACCUGGAAGCACACGAGAGAGAUGUCACAGAGCAGGAGAAAACAGAGAUGAAGCUCAGUGCAACCAGACACACGGUGUGGAACGGAGGAAAACAAACACAAAUCAAUACGUUUGGAGAAACAGGAAGUGAUGUAAUGACUGAGAGACGCCUGAUCAACGGGCUUCAGUCGCAGCAGCGCGAGUGUGAGGAAACACACUUCCAACACACACCGCUGGAGAGAAGCCCGAGCUUCACACUCAACAAAGAGGGAGCUAUUCUCAGUCAGAUGAUGGAGGUGCCAGAGGUCCAGAACAGCCAGAGCUUCAGCAACACCAUCCAUCACAGUUUCAACGAGGCUUGGGAUGGCAGUGAAACUCUCUCUGGUGUAUCAUCCUAUUCCUGCUCUGAUCGUCUGGACGACUCUUCUCUGCCUGAGCUGAGGCUGGUUCUGCUGGGUCGGCGUGGUUCUGGGAAGAGUGCGGCUGGGAACAUUAUUCUGGGUCGUGAGGAGUUUGAGCUGCACACAGGUGAUCUGACGGAGGACUCUCAGCGGUGUGUGAAGGCCCGAGCGCUCGCGGAGGACACGCGGGUGUCAGUGGUGGAUACUCCGGACUGGUUUCAGUCGGAGAGGUCUCCUGAGGAGGUGAAAGCUCAGAUCUCCUCAUGUGUGGCCCUGUUGGCCCCGGGCCCUCAUGCGUUCCUGCUCUGCGUCCCCGUUGACCGUCCCGCUCGUUCCGAGCUGUCAGCCCUGAGCGCGCUGGAGGGUGCAUUCGGACCGGACGCUGUCCGCCGGCACACGAUCGUCCUCUUCACGCGCUCGGAGCUGCUGCCGGAUGCAGCGGAGGUGGAGCAGGUGGAGGCGUACAUCACCUCCCGGCGGCCGGAGAUGCUGGAGCUGGUGCAGAGAUGCGGCGAUCGCUAUCACGUCCUGCAGAGCGGCGGAGCGAAGGAGCUGCUGGAGAAGGUGCAGCAGACGGUGAGGGAGAGCGGAGGAGACUUCUACAGCGCCUCGCUCUUCCAGCAGAACCAGAUCCCGAGAGACAGAGACCGCUCCCUGCAUGCUCUGAAGGAGGAAGAGGAGGAAGCUCCAGCUCCAGCUCCGGCUCCGGCUCCGCUCCGCUCCGUGUGGCAGACGACGAGCCGCUGCGCCGGACGCGUGCCGAAGCUGCUGGCCGCUGGGGCUCUGACAGGAGCGGCGCUCGGUGUGUUCCUCGCAGGAGCUGUAGGAGGCGCUGUCGGAGCCGUGCUGGGCUCUGUGCUCACUGAGGUCGGGAGACGGAGACUCAACAAACAGAAAACAGAGUAAGAGACACUGUGAACUGGAAAAUAAUUCCCUCGGUUGUUGUUUCUUGUAUCAUGUCAGUCUGUGCAAACUCAAUAUUAUAUGUAACCCCCGGAGCACAAAAC